ACUGUAUAGUAUAUUAGGCAUUGGUCUGUGCUUCGGUCCUAAAUUCAAGAAUCCCUAUAAAGUAUAAAUUGUCAUUUUCAUUUUGGAAAAUAAACUUGGAGGUCGAAGUAGUGCGUCAUAAUCAUUUAUGUUUAAUUUUGGUUGGAGGCACUGAUUAAAUAAAUAAUAUUGUGAUUCCAAGUAUGAUAUGACAAAUAAGUAACAAUAAAAUUUACCUUUAAGUUGUGAAGUUAAGUGAGUCAAAAUGGCUGGCAGCGGAGAAAGGAUUCUACAAAAAAUUAUACCAAGCAUCCUUGGAUUCUUGUUACUGCUUUAUCUAUCAGAAAAUAUUCCAACCGCUUCCGCCGACUGCAUUUGGUAUGGUGUCUGCUCCAAUCCGACUGAAUUCAAACAAAAGAACUGCAAAUAUGAUGGGCCUGCAAAGAAGGUUGACGAAAGCUCUAGGUCAAUCCUUGAAAAGUACUGCCCGGAUAUCGCGGCGGGCAACAUGGUGUGCUGUGACGCGGCCCAGCUCAGAAACUUUGACAAGAGUAUAGGCGUCGCUGUCAACCUCCUCUCACGAUGUCCCACCUGCCUGGACAACUUCCUCAAGCACAUCUGCACUAUGACGUGUUCCCCCACUCAGAGCACUUUCUUGCACGCGAAGAAAUUUGCGCCAUUUAAUGAAACGCAUCAACAAGUGGAAGAGGUAGACUACCACUUGGGAGCUACUUACAUGAAUACAACGUUCACGUCUUGUUCUAGUGUUCAAAUGCCAUCAUCAAACAAACUAGCGUUAGACUUGAUGUGUGGUGAUUAUACGUCUGAAUACUGUACGCCCCAACACUGGUUCGAUACAAUGGGUGAUGCGGCCACGCCCUACGUGCCAUUUCAAAUUAACUACAUCAGCGGGGAUGAACCAAUUGAUGGAUUUACACCAGUUAACCCACCGACUAAACCCUGCAGUAUAGGAUUGACGGAGGGUCAACCAGGUUGCUCCUGUCUAGAUUGCGCUGAAUCCUGCCCAGCUCCGCCUCCCACGCCCCCACUUCCAAGGCCUUUCACGAUCGCCGGAGGAGAUGGAUAUGCAGUUUGUAUGGCUAUCGUCUUCGUUAUAUUCACCUCAUUGUUCCUCGGUGGUGUCUACUGCUGCAAUCCCCAGGAGAAUAUUGUUGAGUCGUGGAGGGCCGGAGACCGCGACGGACCAGAGACAAGCCCGCUUCACACGCAUAGAUCUAGCGUGGCAUCCGAAAAUAAUCAAGAUAUGCCCACAAAUCCUGGAACUGUCGGCUGGUCGAUAGAUCAACCGGACGGAGCUAAUGAUGCCACGUUCUUUGAGAGGCUCGGAGCUAAAACCGAGACCAAGCUGGAGGACUUUUUCCAGUGGUGGGGUUGUGCCAUGGCCUCGAGGCCGUGGAUUGUUCUGUUAAUGGGUCUAUGUGUGGUGGUUUCUCUGGGUUACGGGAUAAGGUUCAUGCAAGUGACCACGGAUCCGGUUGAACUAUGGGCGGCGCCCAACUCCAGAUCGCGUCAAGAGAGAGAAUACUUCGACUCUCACUUUGAGCCGUUCUAUAGGACAGAAAUGCUAAUCAUCACCGCUAAGGGUCUCCCGAAGCCGGAGUACACGGCCGCCGAUGGCACUACUAUAACCUUUGGUUCUGUCUUCAAUUCGACGUUUCUGCUGGAUGUGCUGGAGUUGCAGAAUAGGAUAGUCGCAUUAGGAAACGAGACACGUAUAGAGGACAUAUGCUUUGCCCCACUGUCCUCUCCGUUCAGUGGGCCAGUGACGGCUGACAAGUGUGGUAUCAUGUCAGUGCUCGGAUGGUGGGAGAACGAUGCCAGCAAUAUUGAGGAGAAUCUCGAGGAUAAUGAGUAUCUUUCUCAGGUCAUCACGUGUGCCAACAAUCCCUAUACAUGUCUCGCCCCGUGGGGCGGUCCGGUGUUGCCGGCCGUGGGUUUGGGAGGCUUUUUGGCCCCCCAGGAACAACUCACCAAGAAAUCUCGCUUCCACGAAGCCACAGCCCUUAUUUUAACCAUUCUUGUUAAUAAUAGACACGAUAAGGAGAAGCUGAAACCAGCAAAACAAUGGGAGAAAGAGUUCAUAGCAUUCAUGAAAAACUACACGGAGAACGAGAUGCCCGCGUACAUGGAUAUUGCGUAUACGUCCGAACGGUCCAUCGAGGACGAGCUCGAUCGCGAAUCGAGCUCCGACAUUUCGACUAUUCUCGUCUCUUACUUCAUCAUGUUCGCGUAUAUCGCCAUCUCACUCGGACGGUUCACUACCUGCUCGAGGCUGCUCAUUGACAGUAAAGUCACUUUGGGAUUGGGAGGUGUUCUAAUAGUCCUGGCAUCGGUGGUGUGCUCUAUCGGAAUUUUCGGGUAUUCGGGCGUGGCAGCCACAUUAAUCAUCGUCGAGGUGAUUCCCUUCCUGGUGCUCGCCGUGGGAGUGGACAACAUCUUCAUCCUGGUCCAAACAAACCAGAGGGAGGCGAGGAGACCCAACGAGACGAUUGCGGAACACAUCGGCAGGACUUUGGGUCAAGUGGGUCCCUCCAUGUUCCUCACCUCAAUAUCGGAGUCCGUGUGCUUCUUCCUCGGAGCCCUAAGCGACAUGCCGGCAGUGCGGGCCUUCGCCCUCUACGCGGGGGCAGCUUUGCUGGUCGAUUUCUUGCUACAGGUCACCUGCUUCGUGGCCUUGUUGGCUAUUGACACGAGGCGGCAGAACGCUAACAGGUAUGACAUCUUCUGCUGCCUGUCGGGCAGUAAGACCGAAGUGAGUGAGAACAGCGAAGGCGGCCUCUACAGCCUCUUCAGAGACGUGUACGUUCCUUUCCUCAUGAAGAGGGAAGUUCGAGCCUCCGUUAUGGUUAUAUUCUUCGCCUGGCUUUGCUCGUCUGUUGCGGUGGCCCCCCAUAUAGACAUCGGGUUGGAUCAAGAGCUGUCCAUGCCCCAAGACAGUUUCCAGCUCAAAUACUUCCAAUACCUAACGAAAUACCUUAACAUCGGUCCGCCGGUUUAUUUCGUGGUCAUGGAGUCCGAGGCCUUGGAUUAUUCGGAUGUGAAUGCGCAAAACAUGAUCUGUGGCACACGAUGGUGUCGGCCGGAUAGUGUUGCCAACCAAUUGUACUCGGCGUACCGUAUAUCCAACGUGACGUACAUAGCCCAGCCCCCGAACUCUUGGCUGGACGAUUUCUUCGAUUGGGCGGCGUCGCCCAGCACUUGCUGCAAGUACUUCCCGGCCAACGAGAGCUUUUGCCCCAGUUCCUUUGGUAAUCCACCUUGCAACAAAUGCAAUAUGCCGCUGGUGGGGCCGGAGCAGCGUCCCACGCCCGGAGAUUUUGAGCGCUACAUCCCCUACUUCCUCCAGGACAACCCCGAAGCCACCGGGUGCGUCAAGGCCGGCCACGCCGCGUACGGACAGGCCCUCAACUACCACAUGUACAACAAGACUCAGGCCAGGGUCGGCGCCACUUACUUCCAGGGCUACCACACAGUACUGAAGACAAGUUCGGACUACUAUUCGGCAUUACGAGCGGCUCGAGCCAUCUCUGCCAACCUCACAGAGACACUCAAUAAAAACCUACAGGAAAUGGGUAAGAACAAGACGGUGAACGUGUUCCCAUACUCCGUGUUCUACGUUUUCUACGAGCAAUACCUGACGAUGUGGCCUGACACGCUCAAGUCCAUGGGGAUCUCUGUUCUCUCCAUCUUCAUCGUCACCUUCGUGCUGAUGGGCUUCGAUCUCUUCUCUGCUCUGGUCGUGGUGGUGACGAUCACCAUGAUCGUGGUGAACCUGGGAGGGCUCAUGUACUGGUGGGGAAUCAGUCUUAACGCUGUGUCGCUCGUCAACUUGGUGAUGGCGGUGGGCAUAGCCGUGGAGUUCUGCUCCCACCUGGUGCACAGUUUCAGCGUGUCUCCGGGUGACAGUCGUGUGGCGAGGGCCUCCGCGGCCCUUACCAGGAUGGGCAGCUCUGUCCUCUCGGGUAUCACGCUCACCAAGUUCGGAGGCAUCAUCGUGCUGGGCACGGCCAAGAGUCAGAUCUUCCAGGUGUUCUACUUCCGAAUGUACCUCGGAAUCGUGUUAUUCGGCGCUGCCCACGGCCUCAUCUUCCUGCCCGUCAUGCUCAGCUAUAUCGGUUCGCCCGUGAACAGGCAGAAGAUAGCCAAUCAGAUGCUGCGAGGCAAGGAGCUGGGCGUGGCUGAGACCUCGCUCACUCGAGUAAGCCCUUACAGGCAAUAUCACUUUGACGCGCUUCCCGCUUAACGAGACUGAACGAUUCCUUGGAUUCGCCAACGGCUUAGGGACUCGGGGCGAACUGGGCGAAAAAAACAUUUAGUCCCAAUUGUAAAAAAAAAAAAAACUUUUAUUGCGUAAUGAUCAAUUCAAUUGGAGUUUAUUUAGCUUCAAUCCCGUUGUCCCAAUUCAUGAAAUUGUUAAUGUGCCUAGAGAAAUAAAUGAGUCACAAAGUGAGCCAGCGGUAUGGCUGAACUAAUGUGUUUAAGUAGUUUUUUGGAUGUAAUUAAAAAGCCUUAAUACGAUAAUAAAUAAUUUUAGAUUUGUCCUUUAUUUUUUUGUAUUGAAUAUUUUUGACGUUUAGAUUUUCUACAAGUUUUUGACGUUUUCAAAAUUUUGACAAUUUAUAAAGAUGGCCCAGUUCUGCUUAGUUAUCGAUCUCUAUUUUGUAUUUAUUUAUUGUAAUUUGUAAAUAUUCAUGUCGUAAUUCACAUUUUUUUUUUAAUGCUUUCUGACGUACAUUAAUGUUUGGCCUAUAAAUUUCCAACAGAAACACUCUACAUAUAUAAAAAAAAUAACCUUAUACCAAUGUUCGUAAUACAUUAUUAUGAAUUUAAACAAAGCAAGAAAACAAAUUUCCUAAUAGUAGAAAAUUUUACGCCAUUUCCUAAGAUUUAACUGAAAGAACUGGGCUGUACACUGCUUGUUUAUUAUGCAUCGUUCAAUCUCGUUACUAACUCGGAGGUCGGGAAAUUAUAUAGUCGACUUUACCGACCUCUGGACUAACUUUGUGGGUAAAAUUUGGAAUUCGACCGUGUAGUCAAGUUCGAAAUGGUGAAGCCACUUUCGAUGUAUCGGUUAAUGGAGGGGUUUUCUCCCAGAGCAUUUAUGUGAACUCAAUUCAAAGUUAAUUGAGACUUAACCGCUGGUUAUGGUUAUGCAUGUUUAGAAGGACAGACGUCAUUCCUAGUUAUUCGAAUUUAAUUUAAUUUGUUUGUUACUGGCUCGCCUCUGCACUGUACUUAAGCCUACCCGAUGUACUUAGGGCGGCUGAAGUGUGACGAAAGCUUGCAACAUUGAGCACAAGGCUUUAGUUCAGCGACGCGGUCGCCAAUUAUUUUUGUAUAAUUAAAUAAUAUAAUCUAUUUUUUAUUCGUUUGCUUCAUGUGAAAAUGAGAAAUGUGUAAGUCGUUGUGUAUCGAUGUUUGUUAAUCUGCGGAGAGAUUGACUCAGACAUUCCUAUGUUUAGUGAGGGUAGUUCGUGAUACCAAAUACUUGAGUCAAUAUCUUUUAUGAUUCAGUAGUUCAUCCGGCGAUGUAGGAUUUCGCGGAAGGCCUGGACGCGUUUAAUGCGAUAUAUCGAAUAUUAUUUAUUUCUUACUUUUGGAGGGUAGUCCAGACCUUUUUGUGUAAAUGCUGACGUCACUGGUUGUGUUAGUUACGCUGUUGUUAGGUUGCACAUUGUAUUUUUCAACUAACAUGGGUAAAUUGGCAACUAACCCAUGGUGCUGGGUCAAAAUCGAUUGACAAUACAGAUGACAUAUUCUUGCAGGUACGUCUAUAACCUGGGAAAAAGAACAAAUUAUUAUUUUUUUUUUUUUUGGGGAGUAUUUUCUUUUGUAAUUAUAGGUAUUAUUCUUGUGAUGUAUUCUGUGAGAUUACCUACGUUCCUAUCGUUUCGAAUAGUACUCCGAGAUUUCUCGUUUCUGAAUUGCAUGGUUUAGUACAUUUGCGUAGACGUUUACGUAAAAAUCUUAGUGUAGCGUAUACGUGCAAUGUGUGUCAAUAGUGAAAUUAUUUUAUUGGAAUUCAGAAACUUAAGCUUCGAUUCCUUAGAAUCUCUACUUAAUAUAGUACUUAAUUAGAGGGAACACAUCCAAAGGUUAUGGUUAAAUGUAACUGACAUUAUUGUAAAGUUUGAAAUAAAUUUCGUUUAUUAUUA
Molecule: messenger RNA, 6155 nt
Organism: Pieris brassicae (large cabbage white)
Lineage: Eukaryota; Metazoa; Arthropoda; Insecta; Lepidoptera; Pieridae
Gene: Npc1a
Product: NPC intracellular cholesterol transporter 1
Exons: 24
Coding region: 245-4243 (1332 amino acids)
Cellular component (GO): membrane
Molecular function (GO): lipid carrier activity
Source: RefSeq, a predicted model, not a curated record